This is a messenger RNA of Phytophthora nicotianae INRA-310, 983 nucleotides long. RefSeq lists its product as hypothetical. NCBI's taxonomy places the organism in Eukaryota, Oomycota, Peronosporomycetes, Peronosporales, Peronosporaceae. The record is from RefSeq and is a predicted model, not a curated record. The coding region runs from base 28 to 840 and encodes 270 amino acids. The transcript is spliced from 2 exons.
GACACUUCAACAUAACUGCACCUUGCAAUGAAGGCGAAUGGGUCACUUGGCAGCAAGGACUGGGACUCCAUCACACCCUCUCCACCCUCCUUUAAUGGUCGCAAUGGUAUUCGCGACUUGGAAGAAGGCAAAGGAUACGUGUUGAGAGUCCCCCGAGGCCAGGGCGCAGGAGAUUUUCGUCGACGAGGGUACUCCGAGGGCCCGAUGAGUCGCGUGUAUUCCUUGGCAACUCCUCUGGUUGCUAUGCCACCUCCAAGACCGAAGAUGGACAGGAAUCUCGUCUCUGACAAGUGCGUAGCGAUGGCCAAGCGUACACAAGAAGCGAUGUUCGACGCCUACGAGCUUGAUGACGAGAUGAAGGACAUGACGUUGUGGGUACAUGCACGCGUAGUACCGCUAAAAUGGCGUCGUCAGGUGCUGACCCACUUGGAGCCAAUCUAUUGCCAGAUGAGGUUCUGCCGCGAAGAGCUGGUGCGAGGUUGGAAGCUGCUGCAUCCGCCGUUCUACCAGCCCAAUUUGGACUCGUUCGAUCGCCGGCUGGGCUUCUUUGUGCGAUCUGUGCAACUGCUGACAUCAGCGAUUGAGGAAUGCAAGACCAAAUUAUUGAGAGCCGAAGCUCUCGCAGCAUGUAGGUACAUCCAGCUCUGGACGCGUAGGCUGCUUGCAAAGCGAGGAUUCUACACGAAAGUGAUCAAGCUAUCGUAUCACCACCGAGGCAUUGUAUCAGGAAUGUUUGACUCGAUCACAGGCACCUCCAAGCUGACUGCUCGUCGACCUGAUCAAACCAUCACACUCGAGUACCCACGAUCAGACAAGAACUGGGACAGCUUCAGCUCGUAGGCAUACCGUCUUGUAAUGCCGUGUACAGGUUUUAACAGCUCUCCCAAGCUAAUAGCUCUAAAGUAACAUGACGACACCAACUCAAACGUAUACCUUCGCAACACUGCGCAAUAUAUAUUUUUCGUUGUGACUUUAUUCUGAUC